Messenger RNA from Paraglomus brasilianum, 1923 nucleotides. NCBI's taxonomy places the organism in Eukaryota, Fungi, Glomeromycota, Glomeromycetes, Paraglomerales, Paraglomeraceae. The record is from the annotation of a GenBank genome assembly.
AUGAAAUUCGGUAAAUUUCUUCAAGAAAAUAAAGCGCGCUUGCCCAAAGCGUGGACUGAUCAAUUCAUCAAUUAUAAGCAAAUCAAAAAGUUUCUAAAAUCCAAUGUUACCCCCAACACUCUCUCAUUUGAUCUGACCCAACUUACCUGGAAACCAAAUCCACCCAAUCAACCAUCAUUCGCUAACAAAGUAUCAGAACGUCUCGGUUUAUUACAAGUGAAUACUACUAAAUUCCUUGAAUUUCUUGAUGCUGAAGUACAAAAGGUAUCCGAUUUUUUUGAGGAACAGAGCUCACAAUUGUUCCGAAUGUAUGAUGCAGCAGUUGGAAAACCAGAAGGCCUAAAUCAGAAAGAUGCUGAUGAAUCACUGGAGGGUAUCGUUCAGUUGGAGAAUUUCGCAUUGUUGAAUUAUACGGGUGUCGUGAAGAUAUUAAAGAAGCACGACCGACAUUCCGGAUUGAAUAUAAGUGAAGCAUACCUGUAUAGGACUGCCUCCUUACCGUUUGUAAAGAUGGGGGAUUUAUCUACUUUAAAAAAAACCUUAAUGGAUAAAUUUUCUGGAUCUGCUGUAACAUCCAACAAUACAGUCCCGAACCUAUCCAAGCGAAAGUAUGCGCCAUCGAAAGAUCACAGUCUCUUCCCGUCAGUUGCACUUCUUCCUCACCAUAAGGUUAUUGUAUCAUUGACUGGAUCGCAUGGGACAGAUGUUAUCGGGUGCGUAUUGGAAAGCAUGGCAAAAUUCGGUGUCGAAAUCGAAGAUUUCAUGUUGUCCCGAUUAUACCACAAUGUUACGUUUGGCGUCUUGAUUGUUCUUCGUUCGAAUAGUGUCGAAUUGUUUCGUGAUCUUGCUAAAUCUGCUCAGAAGUGGGAUGGUAUACUUGCGUUUGACAUUCAUGACAAAGAACAAACGCUGCCAAAUUCUAUAGAGGAUGCCCCAUAUGAUAAUCGUAUGAAGUAUACUGCAACAGUGUUGAAUGGGAAUGGUCUGACUGCCCAGUUCCUUAAUGAGUGGACUAAGUUACUACUUAGGGAAAAUAUAUCUGUUGAAAAAUUAAAGAGGUUGAAUGAAGGCAAAGUUUCGUGCGCAGACUAUGAAUUAUCUGUGCCUAUAGGGGUCGACAUUGAUAACCUAAGACAGGAUUUGUUUCAGUUGAGCAUUAGUCAUGGAACGGAUGUUGCUCUGCAACCACACGACGUGUUCAGAAAACACAAGAGAUUGGUGGUUUUUGACAUGGAUUCGACACUCAUUCGCCAGGAAGUAAUCGAUGAAAUUGCAAGAAUUGCCGGUGUGGUAGAUAAAGUCGCUAGCAUUACUCAUAGUGCAAUGAAUGGAGAGAUUGACUUUAAAGAAUCGUUGCGACGUCGCGUAGCUCUUUUAAAGGGAACACCAGUAGGAGUGUUGGACACUGUCAGAGAUGGCUUACAAUUUACCAAGGGCGCCCAUGCUUUAUGCAAAGCAUUAAAGAAGAUUGGGUUUAAACUUGCGGUGAUCUCUGGUGGAUUCAUGCCGCUCGCCCAGUACGUUAAACAAGAAUUAGGUUUAGACUAUGCAUUUGCAAAUCAGUUGAAGGUAUCCCAAGAUGGUCUAACACUUACGGGCGAGACCUUUGGACCGAUUGUUGACGGUGAGCGCAAAGCCGAGUUACUUGAAGUCAUUUCCCAAGCGGAAAAUGUAUCGCUUGAUCAGGUGAUCGCUGUUGGCGAUGGAGCGAACGAUCUUUGGAUGCUGGCAAGAGCAGGACUUGGAAUAGCAUUUAAUGCAAAACCAAGAGUUCAGGAACAGGCGAGAGCACGCAUAAAUCAGCAUAGUCUGAAAUAUGUCUUAUACUUAUUAGGGUAUACAGAUGAAGAAUUAAAACAAUUAGGUUGUAAUGAUGCGAUUGUGCGUAAGAACGCGAAAAGUUCUCCUGACAUGGCUACUUGA